Messenger RNA from Prorocentrum cordatum, 1510 nucleotides. The record is from the annotation of a GenBank genome assembly. NCBI's taxonomy places the organism in Eukaryota, Dinophyceae, Prorocentrales, Prorocentraceae.
AUUGACACACCGAUCUGGGUCGUGGCGCUCGAUGGUACCGAUCUGAAUUUGGGCUCGAGCCAUUUUGGCUCAAGCUCUUUGGCUCAAGCCUCUUUUUUGGUCCCGCUGUUCUGAGACCGGGCGAGUCUUCUGGAGAGCGCGGUGCGCUGAGAAAUCCCAGAUGGGGGAUGGUUCGGCCGCGAAGAAAGACUCUCCGUUCACCCUCGCCCUCAUUGCCGGUGGCAUCGCGGGAACGUCCGUAGACGUGUCCCUGCACCCCCUUGACACGCUGCGCACGCGGCUGCAGUCCACCCAGGGCUUCUGGGGGGCAGGGGGCUUCCGCGGCAUGUACAAGGGGAUCCUGUCGGCCGCGCUGGGCUCCGCGCCCGGCGCCGCCGCCUUCUUCAGCACCUACGAGACGGCCAAGCAGGUGAUGAAGGGCCUCAACUCAGGCAGGGAGGAGCACUGGACGCAGCACGCCUUCGCCUCCUCCUGCGGCGAGGUGGCCGCGUGCCUGGUGCGCGUGCCGACGAACGUUUGCACCCAGCGGCUGCAGGUGGGGCAGUACUCGACCCUCUCCGAAGUGGUGUCCGACACUCUCAGGACCAGGGGCAUCCGCGGGUUCUACGUCGGCUAUGGGACGACCGUCGCUCGGGAGAUCCCGUUCUCGUUCAUCCAGUUUCCCAUCUACGAGCAGAUGAAGACCACGUGGGCCGACUGGCAGGGGAAGCCGACGAAUCCCGUCCAGGGCGCGAUGUGUGGGUCCGCGGCGGGCGCGAUCGCCGGAGGCCUGACCACGCCCCUGGACGUGGCGAAGACGAGGAUCAUGCUGGACAAGCCCGAGGAGGGGGCCGAGCCGAAGUACAGGGGCACGGUGAGCACGCUGCGGCUCAUUGCGGCCGAGGAGGGCCCACUGGCACUGUACAAGGGCAUCGCCCCGAGGGUGACCUGGAUCACGAUAGGCGGCUUCAUCUUCUUCGGCGCUUAUGAGACAGCCACCAGCGCCCUCUGGACGACGGGCGUGUGGUGAGGCCGGAGCGCCUAUCGUGCUGGCGUGUUGUGCCGCUUGCAGAUGUUGCUGCGCUCUUGGUCGGAUUGGCAUAUAUAAGCCGGGUCACAUCGGCUCGCAGUUUUUGCGCGGUCUUUUUUCGAAAUUAAGGGCCACCAGGUGAUGAUGUUCUCCAGUGCUCGCCACCUCAUUUAUUUCGUGCUGCAGAGGGUCAACUUGAUCGCCAGUGGCAGCAUUUCCGCUUCGCUGGGCCAUGUCGCAUGCUCAAUGCUUUGCCAUUCAGCGGGGAACGUCUCCAUGCAUUGGUUGAUGGCCAGUGUGGGGGCAAGAACGAGCGACACGAAUAUACGCGAAUUCCAAGUUUUGAAUCGAGGCAUUGUAAAGUGUGGAUCGAAGUGGGGUCACGUCGACUGCCAGAAAAAAAUCGUGGCGCUGGAUAGUUUGGACAUUACACUUGUCAGAAAACGCAUUCUUCAAUGCCAUGAGAAGGUUGCCGAGUUUCGGACACCCUUGCGUCUGGGC